AUGGGCAUGGGAACUACGUCCGGACUACAAGCUCUUCUUCCUCAAGUACCAGGGGCGCUGCCGGUGGCUUGGCAAUUCCACCCUUGCCAGGGUAUUCAGGUGGAGGAGAUGGUGGAGCUCGGGAACAACUCCCGAUUCUUCCUGAACGGCGUUUCGCCGGUGAAUCCAUGGUCAGCUGAGAAGAUGAAGACGCAGGGGGAAUCGGGCCACGAGAAGCGUGAAGAUCCGGUCGAAGCUCUUCGUCGACAAUGUCUUCAAGACGCUGAGCAGCAGUUCUUAGUUGGGCUUCAAAAGACGCACAACCCUGAGCAGGCCGUGUCUGACUCCUACAAGUCUGCGCCGGAGAUUCCGGGUGGUGGUGGGGCUGGGGGGGAAACCUCCAUUUCCGUGGCCGUGUCCGCCUGGCAUCAAUCUGGUGCGCAGUGGCUUGUCAAGCUCUUCCUGGUUAUGGGGGACUUCAUGGACGAGGAGGACCUGGGUGGGUUGGCUAUGGUGGAGACCUUGAGGGUUUCUGACCAUCUGGCCAAGUCUGGUGCGCAGACGGCGUACCGCUUGUCACUAUGCAGGCAACAGCUGCAAGUGGAUACUCGCCCGAGUAUGGACUCGGUGAAGACCUUUGCAGAGAUGCUGCAAGCUAGGCGGAGGAGAUGUUGGUGGCCUCCGCAACCCUGGGGGAUGGGGUCGAACUCAAUGUGGAAUGGGGCGGUCAAUAACGCCACGACGGUGGACGUGGAGACCAAGAACGUGGGGGACAAGCACGCCUGUCGGUUCUGGCGCACGGACCAGGGUUGCCGUCGUGGAGAUCGCUGCAAGUUUGAGCAUUCCCGGUUGAACGCAAAGGAGAACCGGCGCUUUUAUUGUUCAGGGGCUGGUCAUUCGAAAAAGGAUUGCCCGCGCCUGAUCUCAAAAAAGGAGCCCGACACUGAGGACGCCAAGAAGCUUGCCAAGGUGACGGGAAAAGGGAAGCCAUCCUCACCUGAAAAGGGCUCGGCGGAGACUGUGGUUAGCUCCCCUGAAGUACCUCGGGAUGAAAAGGCAGCUGCGCUGCUGAAAUCAUUGCGCGCGUUGUCGCUCAAGGCGGUUCGCUUGAAGUUCCUCGAUGGUGUGGGGGAGAAGCAGGCGACGGAGGCCUUCGGCUUGUUGGAUGGCGGGGCGACUCACCCUCUCAGGACUGCCCGACCUGGUGAAUUGGAUCACGCGGUUCAGUCAGGUGAAUGUGGAGCUAGCUCAUGGUUCUGUGACCCUUCACCAGGAUGA
Molecule: messenger RNA, 1257 nt
Organism: Durusdinium trenchii
Lineage: Eukaryota; Dinophyceae; Suessiales; Symbiodiniaceae
Source: the annotation of a GenBank genome assembly